AAUCAAAAUAAACAAUGUCUUUUAGCAAAGAUACAAAAUGCAACUUAGAAAAAUUUAGAUUUCCUGAAUGUGGACCUUGUGAGAUAGGCGAAUGGACAGACUUUUUGAUUAAGUCAAAAGAACAUUUUACAGAAAACUGGAACACACCAUUUAUACACCAAGAACAACUAUGUGACUUUGAACAGGUGACACUUUUAGGCAGUGGUGGUUUUGGUGAAGUUAUACUAAUAAAGCACAAAGAUAACACAGUGUAUUACGCUAUGAAAGCAAUAGAAAAAGAAAAAGUGGUAAAAUGUAAGGCAGUUAGUCAUAUAAAAAGUGAAAAACUCAUCCUUAAAUCUAUAAGCUUUCCCCUGGCAGUGUAUCUAAUAUAUAGCUUCAAAGACAAUAGCUACAUUUACAUGGUGAUGCCGUUUGUUGAAGGUGGUGAACUGUAUUCACAUCUUAAAGAUUUGGGGCAUUUUACUGAAAAUCAAGCAAAAUUUUUCAUGAGCCAGGUAAUUUUGGCUAUAGAAUAUCUUCACUACAUGGAUGUGAUUUACAGAGAUCUAAAACCGGAAAAUAUUUUAAUUGACCACACAGGAUACUUAAAGUUAACCGAUUUUGGACACAGCAAGCUUUUGACAGACAAACGAACAUAUACACUGUGUGGAACUCCUGAGUAUUUAGCUCCAGAAAUUAUAAUGUGUAAGCCCUAUGGAAAAGCCAUUGACUGGUGGGCUGUUGGUAUUUUAGCUUAUGAGUUUGUAGGAGGGAACUCUCCAUUUGCUGCAUAUGAUACAAUGACAACAUACGAGAGGAUUGUUUACCUCAAGUACAAGAUGCCAAGAUCCUUCAGUUCUGAGCUAAAAGAUCUUGUGAAGAACUUACUUCAAAGGGAUUUAACCAGACGGUAUGGAAAUUUAAAAAGAGGCGUUGAUGACAUCAAGUGUCAUAAGUGGUUUAAGACUAUCAAUUGGUUGGCGAUUCUAAAUAGGAGGGUUACUGCACCUUUCCAACCCAAAUGUGUAGACCCUUCUUGUAUUGAAAAUGCUAAGAGGUCUCAUUGGAAACUAAAAAAGAUAUCUUCUGAAAACCAAUUCCCUCAAGACUUUGAAGAUUUUUAAAUACCUUUUUAAAAAAACUAUAAAAAUGUAUUAUUAUUAUAGAAUUUAAAUAAGUAACAGCGAGGGACUCGUAUCUAUCUAUGGCCCCAAAAUGAUUUUUGGUAAAAUAGCAUGGCCAAUAUAAAAAUACUAUUAAACAUUAAGAAAGGAGAAGAAAUUAUUAGGCCAAUCACUCAAUAUUUAUGUUAUCUAUCCUUUCUAUCUACAGGUGCAAGUUUUUUCACUUCAUUUAUAAGGUCCAUCCUCUUAAUAAAUUUAAGAACUUGAACAGAUCUUUUCAUAAUGAUGAAUUUAUUCUAGGCUACU
Molecule: messenger RNA, 1412 nt
Organism: Macrosteles quadrilineatus (aster leafhopper)
Lineage: Eukaryota; Metazoa; Arthropoda; Insecta; Hemiptera; Cicadellidae
Product: cAMP-dependent protein kinase catalytic subunit alpha-like
Exons: 1
Coding region: 15-1106 (363 amino acids)
Biological process (GO): peptidyl-serine phosphorylation
Cellular component (GO): cAMP-dependent protein kinase complex; nucleus
Molecular function (GO): ATP binding; cAMP-dependent protein kinase activity
Source: RefSeq, a predicted model, not a curated record